This is a messenger RNA of Musca domestica (house fly), 1392 nucleotides long. RefSeq names its product cytochrome c oxidase assembly protein COX18, mitochondrial. Bases 115 to 1320 code for a protein of 401 amino acids. Gene Ontology annotation, molecular function: membrane insertase activity. Gene Ontology annotation, biological process: protein insertion into mitochondrial inner membrane from matrix; mitochondrial respiratory chain complex IV assembly. The record is from RefSeq and is a predicted model, not a curated record. The transcript is spliced from 3 exons. NCBI's taxonomy places the organism in Eukaryota, Metazoa, Arthropoda, Insecta, Diptera, Muscidae. Gene Ontology annotation, cellular component: mitochondrial inner membrane.
AACUAAUCGUUAUGUAUUGUUAUUGUUUUUAUUUUAUACAGUACCGACCGAUAUUUGAUUAUUUUAUUAUAAUAUGAAUUAAAAGAUUAAUUUUAAGCCAAAAAUUAAUUAGCAAUGAAUCGCUUAUUGUUUCCUAUUAUAAAAACACAUAAAAAAUUAUACUCCGGUAAUGCAAUUCCUCUUAGUCGGGCUGUUUUCGAAGUGAAGCGAAAUUAUGGAUGUGUGACGCAAACGACAAACAAAUGGAAAUUGGCUGAAUCGGAUAGGAAUAAACGACGAAAUGGUAACUGCUUUAAACGUUACAAUUCCACUGCAGCAAGCGCGGUCGUUGACACGGCACUUCCUGCCAUUGAUCCAGGAUUUUUUGCCAGUGUCUAUCAGUCGCUAUCGUCAAGUACGCCAGUGGCGUACAUGCAACAGGGUCUAAUAGAAAUCCACGAUUUUACUGGUUUACCCUGGUGGUUGUCGAUAGUGGCGUCUACGUUCCUAUUUCGUAGCUUAGUGACACUACCUCUGACAGUUUAUCAACACAAAAUCACAGCACGCCUUGAAAAAAUAUCCCUGGAAAUGCCCGCCAUUGUCGAAGAAUUGAAAAAGGAAGCUGCAAUGGCUAUGAAGAAAUUCAAAUGGACCGAACAGCAGACUAAACUUGUCUAUCAAAGAUCGAUCCACAAGCAAUGGACUAAUCUAAUAGUGCGAGAUAAUUGCCAUCCUGCAAAAACGUUUAUUGUUCUGUGGGCCCAAAUACCGUUGUGGAUCUUCCAAUCAAUGGCUUUACGUAAUAUGAUCAAUAUGAUGCCAGAUCCCACAUCGCUUCAGGCUCAAAUUGUUGUAACUGAAAUGACAAUCGGUGGUUUUGGAUGGAUUCCAAAUUUAAGCGUAGUUGAUAGUUCAUAUAUAUUGCCUGUGGCUUUAGGUUUAAUAAAUUUGGGUAUCAUUGAGAUACAAACCAUGUUAAAAAAUCGCCCCACAACACGUUUUCAAAACAUAAUUAGCAAUGUAUUCCGAGGCCUUAGUAUAUGCAUGAUUCCUGUAGCAUGUGCGGUACCAUCUGGUCUCACUGUUUAUUGGGUAGCUUCAUCUACCUAUGGUUUGGUACAAAAUCUAGCCUUGGCAUCGCCUAGUGUCAAACGGGCUCUGGGUAUACCAAAAACCAAGAAUGAAUUAGAAAAUCCCUAUCAACAUUUAUGGCUGAGGACAAAACAACGCAUAGGAUUGGAAAAGAAACCGUCUACUGCCCAAGGUGUUAUAUCCGAUGCACUAACAUCAAAUAAAACAUCUUCUAAGGAAAAUGAAGCGUCACCAAAAAAGAAACUGUAAAAAUGUGCAAAAAAUAAGUGAAUGUUUGUUAUAAUAAACUUUUUUUUUUUAAUUAAACCAUCACCAAUUGCA